AUGCUGAAAGCAUUAAAAACAAAGGCUGACGAAACGGUUUUCAUGAAGUGGACUAUUCCUCCAUCGCUCCUAACAAAACAGAUCAAUGACAAUUUGAAAGAAUGUGAGUCUCUGAAUAAUUCAUUGGAUAUUUGUUACACUAAUUUUCCACAUUGUGUACUAAGUUGUAUUUGCAUCUUGUCAGCCGAAUCAGAGUGUAAAUAA
Trichobilharzia regenti is the source of this 204-nucleotide messenger RNA. Lineage: Eukaryota; Metazoa; Platyhelminthes; Trematoda; Strigeidida; Schistosomatidae. The record is from the annotation of a GenBank genome assembly.